GCUAUGCGUUUAGCGGUGGGCGCCGCUUUCCGCGCUAUGUCGGCCGUUCAGGGCCGGCCCCGAGGGCUAGUCUACGAGAAGCACGGGGAGCCGGCUCAGGUCCUACAGUUAAAAGACAUCAAUUUGCCUGAGAUGGGAGCUUCUGGGGUCCAUGUAAGAAUGCUCGCAGCCCCUGUCAAUCCAUCAGACAUUAAUAUGAUUCAAGGGUCCUACGCUGUUCUCCCGGACUUGCCCGCGGUUGGGGGGAAUGAAGGAGUUGGACUAGUGGUGCAAAUUGGCAGUAAUGUGACCUCACUAAAGCCAGGUGAUUUGGUGAUCCCAGCAGAUGCAGGACUUGGGACUUGGCAAACAGAGGCAGUAUUCGGGGAAGAGAAGCUGCUCAAAAUGCCCCCAGAUAUCCCGCUGAUGUGUGCCGCCACCUUGAGCGUCAACCCCUGUACGGCUUUUCGGAUGUUGUCUGACUUUAAGACCUUGAAGCCAGGAGAUUCCGUCAUCCAAAAUGCAGCCAACAGCGGAGUGGGACAGGCUGUCAUCCAGAUCGCCGCAGCCAAGGGUCUCAAAACAAUAAAUGUGGUCAGAGAUCGACCCAACCUCCAGGAGCUUGUAGAUAGAUUGAAGUCCCUUGGAGCAGAUCACGUCCUUACAGAAGAGGCAUUGAGAAAGCCAGAAGUCAAAGACUUGUUUCAGGAAAUCCCUAAACCCCUGCUAGCGCUGAAUGGAGUGGGAGGGAAAAGCGCCACCGAGAUGCUGCGCCUUCUGCAGCAUAAAGGGACCAUGGUUACCUAUGGUGGGAUGUCGAAGCAGCCUGUGACGGUCCCCGUGAGUGCCCUGAUUUUUAAGGACGUGAAGCUUUGUGGCUUUUGGAUGACCCAGUGGAAGAGAGACAAUGCCCAGAACAAGGAGGAGCUGAACGGAAUGAUCACAGACUUGUGCACCCUCAUUCGGAAGGGUCAGCUAACUGCUCCAGCCUGCCAAGAAGUCCCACUGGUAGAUUAUCAAUUAGCUUUGAAGGCGUCCAUGGCACCUUAUGUAUCGGCAAAGCAGAUCCUCCUCAUGUAAAGCUGACAGAAGUCAUAGACAAUUGUUUCAGGUGCAAGUUCACUCCCAGCAGCUCCAACUGCUCCUGAGACAACAAGAUCGGAAUUUCCUGCUACUCCCUGCAGAGGAAGGACGAUAGGGAGCAAACAGUCCCAAUUGUAUAACCAGGAUUGCAGUGAAAGUUAUGGUAUUGGAGGCAAAGGUUCUAGGUCCAUGCAAGCCGGGAAUGCUCGUUUGCCUUACAGGAAAAGAGCACCCAAAAGAUCUGGUUUCUCUUUCAUACCAGGAUGCAGGACUACUGGAUAGGAAUAAUUGUACGCAAAUGUUUCAGUGCGUGUGGAUUCAGAGCACCAAGUUCCAGAUAUUUUGAUGCCGCUUCCGUGUAGGGCUGUGUUUAAUGUCGCACCCGUACCACCAGAUUUCUAGAUCAGGUCACAUUCCUCUCCCUGCAGCAAAAUGUUGCACCACUCACAUUCAGAAUCCCAUUUCUGCAGUCAGAACUUGGGAACUUGGGGAUGGCGAGAUGCAAGUGGCAAGCAGCUUUUACAGUUUCUACAAGAUAAAACCUGCAGCGUAGAGAAGCACUUUCUCUUUGCCCGUUCAGCUUGGGGCCGUUUCCUACAAUACAGGAACAUGCUGUGAAAAAUCUCACUCCCGUGUCUGAAAAGGGUUGUGUUGGAUACCUCCAAUUACAUUGCUGCCUCCAAAACAGGUAUUGCCACUUCUGAGCCAUUCCCAUAUCCUCCGUGUACGCCUAGCUUCCUUCGAAAUGGCAGCAUGCUUACAGAUGGACCGAUUGAGACACAAGAGUGGCUUGCAAAAGCACUAUACAAAUGUAACCUUGGGGGGUGUUGGUCCUCGCUUACUGGCUUUGUGUCUUCUAAUGCAUAGAAUUAGUCUGUUAGUGAUUAGCCCUCCGAGGACUGGAUCAACCAGCCUGCCAUCUCCCACUAUUGAAGUUUGGGACUGCAUGAGCCGAGAGAGAGCCUCGAUGGGCCAGAUGCAGCCAGCCGUCUUUAAAUGUCCUCGUCCAAAGCUGCACUGCAUAUGAAAGGAAGGUUUUGAACCCUUGCGUAUCAAAACAAUUGUAACUUGAAAUGAAGGUAAACCGUAUUUGAUUGCAAAUCUUUUGUUGCGGAACCGAGGUGUAAUGGCUGUUGAAAUGCCAAUGAUUUUCGUUUCCAAUAAAAUUCUCCAGCUUGGGUGAUCAGCAAUGGGAUUUAUACUCCGGGCUCUGUCAUAAGAUGGACAGCUUUUUGAAACGGCCCACUCACAUUGUGCGGCUGUACAUCCACCUGUAGUAUUUUCCCCCCAUGGCGUUGUUUUUAAUAGUUCUGCGCGUCGAGGCUCGGCUACAGGGAAGGUUUUGUUAACGUGUGCGCAAAUGAAGCGCAAGCUGUUGAGCUGGCAUUUGGCAGGAUUGUUGGGGCAUGGAGUAAUUCCGAUGAGGUGGCAGAUCAGUCCUGCAUCAAUUAGAAAUGGCAAGGCAAAGAUUUCAGGCCCACAGAGCAACUUGGCAUACUUACUCACAGAAAAGAAUUUCUGCCUAUGGCACAUACAUGUCGGCUGGCCUCUCUCAAGAGGAAGGGGAGGGACAUCAAACUUUUUUACCUGCCUUGGGCAUCAAAGAUUACUGUCUUAAUGUAGAUGUUCUUCCUGAAAUCAUAAUUAAAUGAUGAGAUCCCCUGUU
Eublepharis macularius is the source of this 2728-nucleotide messenger RNA. RefSeq names its product mitochondrial trans-2-enoyl-CoA reductase (gene MECR). Gene Ontology annotation, cellular component: mitochondrion. The record is from RefSeq and is a predicted model, not a curated record. Gene Ontology annotation, biological process: fatty acid metabolic process. The coding region runs from base 4 to 1059 and encodes 351 amino acids. Gene Ontology annotation, molecular function: trans-2-enoyl-CoA reductase (NADPH) activity. Lineage: Eukaryota; Metazoa; Chordata; Lepidosauria; Squamata; Eublepharidae. The transcript has 10 exons.